Saxophila tyrrhenica is the source of this 1632-nucleotide messenger RNA. RefSeq names its product Guanosine-diphosphatase (gene GDA1). The coding region runs from base 1 to 1632 and encodes 543 amino acids. NCBI's taxonomy places the organism in Eukaryota, Fungi, Ascomycota, Dothideomycetes, Mycosphaerellales, Extremaceae. Gene Ontology annotation, molecular function: hydrolase activity. Gene Ontology annotation, cellular component: Golgi apparatus. The record is from RefSeq and is a predicted model, not a curated record. Gene Ontology annotation, biological process: protein N-linked glycosylation. The transcript is spliced from 2 exons.
AUGUCCAACCCGCAAUCCGCCUGGUCGUAUGUGAGCAACCUUUCGAAACCGCGCCGUCGCUCCUCCGUCAACAAACUCCCCAGCCACGAUCGCUUCGAGAAGCCAGACCGGCACACAACGAGUGGACGACCAAUGCAAGAAAAAGUGCAAGCCGCGUGGAUGAAUCAGUCGCAGCGAACACGCUAUCUCAAGGCCGGGUGCCUGAUCGCAUUCCUUCUUCUCGUCCUCUACCAUAUUUCACCAGCCAGCGAUGUUUCGCCGCGGAUACCGGGGGUCGGGAAGUUCCCGGGUGGAGAUGUUGCGAGCGAUUCGUCGGUAGCGACGACAAGAUGCACGAGGAGUUAUUCGAGCGAUAAGCCUUUAAUACAGUUCAAUAACUGCGGGCAGACGCCGGAGUUGGAGGACGAGGUGUUUGAGCAGACGGCGAAGAAGAAGGGUGGGAGCGGACUGAGCAGUUAUGGGAGUGAUGCAGAAGGCGCGGCGAGGAGCUUGGAUGUGCUGCUGGAUGUCGCGCUGAAGCAUGUGCCCGAGAAGAUCAGGAGUUGUACGCCUGUCGCGGUGAAGGCUACGGCUGGGCUGCGCAAGCUGGGGACGGAGAAGAGCAAUGCUAUCUUGAAGGCUGUCAGGACACGACUAGAGAUGGUGUAUCCUUUCCCUGUCGUCAGUGGGGAGCAGGGUGGGGUGGAGGUAAUGGACGGGAAAUUCGAGGGCGUAUAUGCCUGGAUCACGACCAACUACCUGCUGGGCAAGAUUGGUGGACCGGACAAGACUCCUACGGCAGCUGUCUUCGAUCUUGGAGGUGGAAGCACGCAGAUUGUCUUCGAGCCGACAUUCAGGCAGGCAGCAGACGGCGGCAUGCCAGACAAGAUGGAGGAGGGUGACCAUAAAUACGAUCUGAACUUCGGCGGUCGGCAAUUCUCGCUCUACCAACACUCAUACCUUGGCUAUGGUCUUAUGGAGGCUCGAGAUACCCUUCAUCGCAGUGUUUUGCAGACUUUGCACGAGAGUAACCCGAGCUCGAGAGCAUGGCUGGACAAGCCUGUGCCAAACCCUUGCCUUGCAGCGGGGACAACUGGCGAGGUUAAGGUCCCGAUGGGCGAAAAUCACGAGCUGGGCUCCGUGGUCACAGUCAACAUGACCGGGCCAUCGAGCGGCUUCCCAGCGCAAUGCCGAGCGCUCGCUGAAAAGGCGCUCAAGAAGGAUGCCGAGUGUGCCCUAGCACCCUGCGCAUUCGGCGGUAUCUACCAGCCCUCCAUCGAGAAGACGUUUGCACGUGAAGAUCUCUACCUCCUGUCUUUCUUCUACGACCGCACCUCAGAGCUUGGCAUGCCUGAGACCUUCACCCUGAGGGAUCUGCAGGACCUCACAGCCCGCGUGUGCCAGGGCGUGGAUGCAUGGAAGAGCUUUGAGGUCGUACCUGGCGCGGUCGAUCAGCUGAAGGACAGGCCGGAGACAUGCUUGGACCUCAACUUCAUGCUGGCACUGCUGAAUACUGGGUACGAGAUGCCGAUCGAUCGGCAGGUCAAGAUCGCGAAGAAGCUCCAGGGUAAUGAGCUCGGGUGGUGUUUGGGCGCCAGUCUUCCGCUGUUGAGCGGUGAUGGGUGGAGUUGUAGGGUCAGCGAGGCAUCGUAG